AUGGAAUGCUCGCCAACUGGAUCCGGAGCCAAUUCAUGCCCCUCCACUCACUCCUGUGAAUCCACUUCCGGCUCGACAACGUUCGGAGGAGUAUGCUGUCCACGUCCGCAGUACGUGUGCAAGUUGCCAAGAGAACAGGGUAACUGCGGAACUUACUCCAACCGUUGGUGGUUCAAUGCCAAGACUGGAAACUGUGAAGAAUUCAUCUAUUCUGGUUGCCAAGGAAACGCGAACAACUUUGAAACUUACAAAGAGUGUCAGGAUUACUGUAGAGAUGCCCGAUCGGAACCACAAUGUAUCCAAGGAACCGCUCUUACUGAUUCCAAUGGAAACUUUAUCAUCUGCGGAGGAUCAUCAGCUGCUUCCACCACUUGCCCAGCCAACCACUACUGUUACUACGAUGGUACCACUUAUGGAUGCUGCCCAACUCAAGCCUACACCUGCUCUCUUUCCUACAAAUCUGGAGCAUCUUGCGGUCCAGCUGUCACCCGUUGGUACUACGAUUCCACCACCAGAACCUGUCAAACCUACUCGUUCAAUGGAUGCGAUGGAAACUCGAAUAACUUUGCCACUCAACAAGAUUGUAAGGAUUACUGUAGAGUUGAGUCCUGUCCUGAUGGAGGAGAAGUGUGGAAGGAGCAAAAUGGAGCCGCCCGUGCUUGUACCACCAACAGACAAUGUCCAUCUACCCAUUACUGUACUCCAGUUACCACCUGGACUGGAACCGUUUAUCAGACAAAGAGUCUCUGCUGUCCAUCCAAGAACUUUGUGUGCUCUCAACCACGUGACGUCGGAGUCAGAUGCUCCAGCACCAGAAUCUCCAGAUGGUACUUCAACGCUGAUUCGAAGACAUGUCAGACAUUCGAGUACAACGGAUGCGAAGGAAACAGAAACAACUUUGCUUCCCAGAAAUCUUGUCAAAACUAUUGUCUCUCGGAGGCAUGCCCACCAGGAACUGUUGUUGCCAAGGAUGGAGAUGGUUCUCGUUUGGUGCAAUGCUCAAAUCCAGGUGGAAAUGGAAGAGUUUCCGGAGGAUGUCCAGAUGGAUACACUUGCUAUUCAUCACCACUUUUGGAUCAGAAUGUGUGCUGUGGAGCUUCUACUGAACUUCAAUCUCUCUGCCCAGCUGCCUCCACUCCAUUCAUCUCUGCUCUCUCCCUUCAACCAAUGCAAUGCACACCGAACGUCGACGGUGCUUGCCCUGGGAACUUCUUCUGCUGGUUCUCCACCACUACCACUUCCGUCAAUGCCUUCUACUGCUGCAGAUCUCCAGACAGUGUCGAUACUGGAUACUGCCCACCACAACUCGUGCCAGUGCCAGGAGAGAAUGGAGCUCAGUACAAGUACUGCUCCCCAUCCGCUCCACUCAAUGACGCCAUCCAAGGAUGCGGAGCUAACAGACAUUGUCAGUUCUCUACCAACUUGGAAAGAUACAUCUGCUGUGGACUGGAGUCGGAUGUCCGAUUGCCGAAUGUGUGUCCACCACAGCCAGCCAACUUGGUGCCUGUUGAGUUGGCAGGAAACUACAGGACGUGCAAUCCAUACGCUCGUGCUGGAACUCCUCAAUCGUGUCCUGACAACUCUGCGUGUCUUUACACCGGAAACGACAACGGGUUCAUCUGUUGCAGAGUUCAGCUUGGAAGUGGAAAGAGCUAA
Caenorhabditis briggsae is the source of this 1656-nucleotide messenger RNA. The transcript is spliced from 4 exons. Gene Ontology annotation, molecular function: serine-type endopeptidase inhibitor activity. Bases 1 to 1656 code for a protein of 551 amino acids. The record is from RefSeq and is a predicted model, not a curated record. NCBI's taxonomy places the organism in Eukaryota, Metazoa, Nematoda, Chromadorea, Rhabditida, Rhabditidae.